AACUCUAAUUAUGAUAACAUGCUAUAAAACUAUUUAAAAACAACAAUAUUAAAAUUGAAAAUUCUUUUUCACUUAAUACUAAAUAUUUCUAUUCCAGAAAACAUGAAUGAGAAUUAUUUAAGAAAUGAUUCGUCCAAAACCUCAUCCUCCAGCAUUCUGUCAGAUUUUGAUACCUCCUCUCUUCUCUCCAUCCUCAAUACUGUGAACAGCAGGUCUACUGUUCCUCACCCUCCUCCUCCACCAUCGGGUGGAGCCUUUAUGUCCAGAACCUACUCUAGUCUUGAUUCUCUCAGAUCCAACCCGGAGCAGCAGUCGGAUACAGGAUACAGAUACAAUCCUGGGCUACGCUCAAGCUUAAAUCCUUAUGAUCUUGAUCAAACCAGAUCAUACUCAGAGCUUACCUCUUCUGAUCCGUUCCUGGAGAGGGUCGAAGGGAGACGGAUUCUAGGAGCAAAUCCUGAACCUAAUACCUUUCCUAGCAGUGGAUCCAAAGAAAAAUAUGAUCCGCUGGAUUCUUUAGAGGAUCCUAUUGAAAAACAGACAAUUCAGGCCCAACCCAUAUUGGAUUCUAAAUUAUUUUCAAGAACUGACAAUGAAAUUGAUCCCAGAAGUGAUUUAAGAAUUGUUGACAAGAUUGAUCCAAGAAGUGAUUCACGAUCAGAUCCAAGAAGUGAUCCAAGAAUGGACCCAAGACUUGACCCAAAACUUGACUCAAGGGUUGAUCCAAGACUUGACCCAAGACUUGAUCCAAGACUUGACCCAAGGCUUGACACAAGACUUGACCCAAGGCUUGACCCAAGGCUUGAUCCAAGACUUGAACCAAGACUUGAUCCGAGACUUGACCCAAGGCUUGAUCCAAGACUUGAACCAAGACUUGAUCCAAGACUUGAUCCAAGACUUGACCCAAGACUUGACCCAAGACUUGAUCCAAGACUUGAUCCAUUACUUUAUCCAAUACUUGAUACAACGCUUAAUCCAGGACUUAAUCCUAAAACAGAUCCUAGGAUUGAUCCAAGAAUGAAUCAACAAAUUACUGUCAUUGCUGGAGAGUUAAAAAGAGGAACAACACCCUUGCUGGACGAAAGGACAGUGAGAGAUAAUUCUUCAGAUAGAUAUUCUAGAAGUUUUUCUGAUAGAAGAGAUAUUUCUCCAAACAGGAACCCAGCCAGAACCUAUUCUUCUCUUGGUAGAGACGGGUUGAAAAGAGAAAACUCUCCGAGAAGAGAGAGAGAUUGGAAGAGUCCUCCUAAAGUAGUUACCAUCUUAGAUUUAUCUCCUAAACGGGUCUACACUAGAGAUUUAUCACCUAGGAGAGUCUAUAAUAGAGAUAUAUCAUCUAGCAGAGAAGGAAGGGAAACUUCAUAUCGGAAAGACAGGGACCGUUCCCCUAGACGUGAUUUUAGGGUUAUAUCUCCCCGCAGAGAUCAAACUCGAAGAGAUAUUUCUCCACGUAGAGAUCAAGAUCAGAGACGUAUUUUACCACAUAAAGAUGAGGACAGAAGAAAUGGUUCUCCACGCAGAGAUCAAGACAUGAGAAAUAUAUCUCCACGUAGAGAGCAUGACAGAAGAAAUCUUUCUCCAAGAAGAGAUAAUGAUCAAGACAGAAGAUACAUUUCUCCACAUAGAGAUCAAGAUCGUAGAAAUCUUUCUCCACGUAGAGAUCAAGAUCGGAAAAAUCUUUCUCCACGUAGAGAUAAAAAUCAGAGAAACAUUUCUCCUCGUAGAGAUCAAGAUAGGAAAAAUACUUCUCCACAGAGAGAUCAAGACAGGACAUAUGUUUCUCUGCGUAAAGAUCAGGAUAAGCGAAACAUUUCUCCACGUAGAGAUCAUGAUAGGCGAAACAUUUCUCCACGUAGAGAUCAUGAUAGGCGAAACAUUUCUCCACGCAGAAACCAAGACAAGAAACCUGUUUCUCCACGUAGAGAUCAUGGCCGCAGAGAUAUUUCUCCACGUAGAGAUCAGGACAGAAGAAUUGUUUCUCCACAUAGAGAUCAGAAUAGGCGAAACAUUUCUCCACGCAGAAACCAAGACAGGAAACCUGUUUCUCCGCGCAGAGAUAGUUCUCCACGUAGAGAUCCGGACAGAAGAAUUAUUUCUCCACGAAAAGGUCCAUACACAAGGAACAUAUCUCCAGGAAGAGGUAGAAAGCUAAGUGAUGAAAGGGAUAUGGCAAUAGAGAAUAUAAGGGUUAAGACGGAAAGGAAUAUUCUGGAAGUAUCUCCUGUUAAAAGGAUACAAGCUUCUCCUCUUAGCCUACUUGACUAUCCUGAUAAUCAAGAAAAGAUUCCUGGAAACCAAUUCGUGCCGGAGAAACCCAGUUGGAUUGCGACAGAAAAAUCAACUGCUGUAGAAGAGCUUAGUAAAGAGGUUGUAAACCAUGAGUGUAAACUGGUUGUGUACGAUAAGAGCUUAAACGCCGGAAUUAUUCAGUUCAGUAUCAACAACUCUACAGCAUUCGGAUACUUUCACGAAAGCGUUUUUAUUUCGGAGACUAUCGAACCCCUGGAUAAACAGUUCCGACUUGGAGAUUCAUUAAAGUUCCACGGCUACCUGGUGAACAGCAUGAAUAAGAUCUCGUAUGUGGUCAGUAUCCUUUGGCCUCCUCACACAAACAUUCAAAUAGGGUUUGUCAGGCCUCAGAAUGAAGAUCUGGAAAAGUAUAUUCAACAGGCUAGCUUAUUAGAGCCUAAAAUACCGUGGUAUACUAAAGACAAGGAUGUCAGAAGCUCUAGUAUUUGUAGGCAGGAAAUUAGAACAUCUGACGAAAAAAGAAUAGUAAAUCACUUAGAGCAUGGGGAAAUUAAGAUAAAGCUAGAAAACAAUCUUGAGAAAACUGAGAAAUAUUUGGAAAAGGAUGAACUUAUCUCUGCUUCUAGUUGUAGACAAGAUACAAAUUCCUUUGUGUUAAACUCUUAUGGAAGGCUAGUUUCACCCAUUAGAACCUCAUCAAGAAAGUCAAGGCCAUCAGGACAGAAUGCUGGUAGAUCAAAAUCUCCAGUUUCUCGUUCUAAUGAAAGACCAAGAUCUCCAACAGUGAAAUUGAAGAGAAGAUCAAGAUCUCCAGUUUCCAGGUCUGUAAGAUCAAAGUCACCAAUUUCCAGGUCUGCAAGAGCAAAAUCACCUGAUUCCAGGUCUAAAAGAUCAAAAUCCCCAGUUUCCAGGUCCAGAAAAUCUAAAUCCCCAGUUUCUAGGUCUAAAAGAUCAAAAUCGCCAGUUAUCAGGUCUAAAAAAACAAGGUCCCUGAAUUCAAUGUCUAAACGAUCUAAAUCUCCAAUGGUUUCUAAAUCACCAAUUAAAAAUGAAGGAGGGUCAAACAAAAAUUCCAGAGAUUCCAAAAUGUCUGCUGCCAAACAGUUUGAUGAUGUUGUCAAUAGAUUAAUUCUUGAAGCAGAGGAAAGACUGGCUGCUAAAAUGGAACAAAUAGAAGAGCUAAAGAAAAAUGUAAACACUGGCAAAGAUAUUGAUCUUAGAUGCAACAAGCAGAUAGAUAAAGAAUCUUCUUCAGCAUUCUUAAAUGAUAAUCCAGCAAGAUCCAGUAACAUAACCUUUCUGGGAAAUCCUUUUGAUUUCUCAACAAAUGACAGAAAAGAAAAUCCACAAAUGAUCGGAGAAUUCGGUACCAACUUUGAAGAUAUAUUUACUGGACCAACAGUGUUGCGUAAAGGUUUAAAUCAAGAUCAUGAAAAUCUAGAUGAAAUUGAUGAGGAUAACCCAUUUGAUUCAAGAUUACAACGGAAGAAAGACAAACUAAAGCCUCUCUCUGCAGAUGAGGAACUGGAUUUGUUAUUUUCAAACAAUACACAAGCUUCAAGAUCCAUGGAGAAUCCAAACAUUGAUUCAGCAGAUGAGGACAACCCCUUUGACUCAAGGCAGUCUUUGAGAAAACGCAAAGACUUACAUGAAACAUCAAGUGAACUGAUUACCAAGGAAAAAGACGAACUGGAAAGGAAAAUGUCUUUCAACUGCAAGAAGGAUGAAGACUCUCAGUCUGAGGAAAUAAACCAAAAAUUGAUGAUUGAAAGUAAAAAAGAAAAAUUAAAGCAAAAAAUCCUGUCUAAAGUUCUUGAGCGUCGCUUGGCUAAUCGACUAAAAGAAAAAGACCAAGUGAAGUCUAAAAAUAAAUCAAAUGAAAAACAAGAAGACAUUGAAUUAUCUUUACCCAUGGAGGUAUUAGAAGAUCCAGACUUGGAGAUGUCACCCUUCUGGACACCCUCUAAAGUUCAUGUUAUUGAUUUAAAUACUAAAAAGUUUAAACCUACAUUUACAGAAGUUUCUGUGACAGAGAGCUUGUUAUCUGUUAAGGAUAUACCUGAUAGAUCUAAAAAAAUCCAACGUCACCCUCCUAAACCUGUAAAACCUGUAAAAAGUAAAACUCCGUUACCUGAGGUACCUCCCCCUCCUAAACUUGGUGAGGCUAAACCCUCAAAACCACCUGCGCCUGUUAAUGUGGAUAUUCCAGAACCUCCCUCCCCUCCCAGAAUUAGAGCGGGUAAAAUGUCAAAGAUGGAAAUAGAGCAGAAGAAAAAAACAUCUUCUUCCUCUGCCUCUGCCUCAUUAUUGCAUGUAGAAAAUAUUGAACUUCCCCAGACAAGUACACAAGUUCCCCAGACAAGUACACAAGUUCCCCAGACAAGUACACAAGUUCCCCAGACAAUUACACAAGUUCCCCAGACAAGUACACUAGUUACUCAGACAAGUACACAAGUUAGCCAACAACUUUCAGUUCCUGAAAAUACAUUUAUGAAGGGUCCUAUUCCAGAGACAACAUUUACCAGUGUGCACACUAGUGAAAACAUAUUCAUGAGUGCUGAAAUUCCUAAUAAUCCUUAUUUUGGUGCCCAAAUUCUGAACAAUUCAUUUAUGGGGAGUCAAAUGCCAGAACAGGCCUUAAUGCAUUCAUCUUGGAUGUCAGGAACCACAGAUGCAAGACCUGCCAUUCUCGGAAGUGGGCCACAGAUGGAAAGUACAAUUUGUCAUAGACAAAUUUCUGGAACUUCUUUUUUGACAGGAGUGACCCAAGAAGCAUCAAAUGAUAUCCUCAGCAGUACAAAUGAUGAUUUCAUUACUGUUCCAACGGGACACAAUAAGGAUUUUACCACCAUUAGUUCCAAAACCUAUAAACAAAUCUCUAGUUUUGAUCCUGAAAAGAUAGAUAUCCAGAAUGUCGUCGUCGGAGAUGAAAAUAUUGUACGAAUGGCUCCUCUUUAUCCGCUAAAGGAAACGGAUAAGUUGAUCUGGCAUAAUAAUCCAGUUCUAUGGAUCUCUACUGAAGCCUCUUUAGGGGAUAUGGUUUCUAUUCUUGAAGACACCAUGGCACGUCUCUUCUUUCAAUAUAAAUCUAAAGACACACACAUUCUCAUAUUUACUGGAUUGGCUGAUAUCCCCACUUUAAAUAUCGGAAACGCUUUCAACAUGUUUCUCGAAAUUAUUGAAACGGCAAUUACCUUCAACUUCAGCAAUAAUGCCAACUUUAGCAUCAGCUUUGGAGAAAUCCAGUUUCAGGGAACUAAGGCCGGACGCAAUCAUGACGUUAAGACGUUUCUCUUGAAUGAAGUGAUCAGAGUGAUCAAUCAUUAUUUCCUUCAAGCGCAGUCAAUAAAGCUUUGGAAGCUUGGGACUGAGCCUGUUGUUGACCUCAAUAUUCCUAAUCUUAUUAAUGUUCUUCAUGCGGACAUGAAACUGCGAGUGGAAAACUAUGUGUCAAGGAACGGGUUUAAUCCCGCAACUCUCUUCAAAAUCAAUAAAUAUAUUCGACUGUCAUUGAUUAAACGGUUUGAUGCGAUGGGGCAAAUUAUGAAGAAAGAGUAUCCCCUUCCAACUGGGAUGGAUAAGGAUGGAAAUGAGAUAGUUUUAAAGUCUCCCAUUACCCCUUUAAUGUACAGUCAUCUCUCUCUGUGUGAUAUACUAGUCUCUAGGGUUAAAAGGAAGCUGGAACUAGAGUCAGGGUUGACCACCAGUAUUCCCCUGAUCCCCCGACCUUCCUGGGAUAUUGCAGAAGUUCUUGUUCUCCCUAGAUUCUGAACUUGUAUGUCCUCUUUGUAAUGUUGUGGUCAUGUUACAAUACAAAUUUAUAUGUAACA
Molecule: messenger RNA, 6080 nt
Organism: Eurytemora carolleeae
Lineage: Eukaryota; Metazoa; Arthropoda; Copepoda; Calanoida; Temoridae
Exons: 10
Coding region: 103-6021 (1972 amino acids)
Biological process (GO): attachment of mitotic spindle microtubules to kinetochore
Source: RefSeq, a predicted model, not a curated record